AUGAUCUCCGAGUACACCGCCGAGUUCAUGGAGGGCGUCGAGUUCGCCAUGUCUCCUUGCGAGAUGGAGGGAGUCGAGUUUUCUUCUUCCUCCGGACCCAUGGAGGGCAUCGAGCUCACGUCGGAGAGCUCCUCCAGUGUCAGCCCGCAGGUCCAUGUCGAGGACCUUGCGUCGUCCAACCAGGACGUCCACAUGGAGGAUGUUUUCCUCACCGACAAGCUUCCGGCUGAGACUUCUGGAGCUGAGAAGUCUCCAGCUAUGUGCAAGAGUUUGCGCCCGGGCCCGGACGGCAAGCUCCUGAAGCGCCCGUUUCAGGAAGAGCAGGAGUAUGCGAUUGAUCGCAUUAAACGGCGUCGUAUCGACAACGACAUCGUCUUGGUGUGCCUGAGCACAGUCACAGCCAAGAGCCUUUGGGCCCUCCAAAAAGCUCAACAAGCUUCGUCCGCCGGUGUCCCCGCCUCUAGCACAUCGGUCGCUCCCCCCUCUGGUUCUGGUCCCGGUCUUGCGUCUGGUGUCCCGUCUGGCACCCAGGAACAGACGACGGCUGCCCAGGUUGCGCCGGCUCCGGCCUCCGCUCCUGUCCAGACCCCCCAGCCGUCGUCGUGCGCCGCGUCUUCCGACCUCCGCACCGCCCAGUCCGAUGAUGUCCCCGCCGGCCUUCCCCAGCCGGCCAUGGAAACAGGUCUGGCCCCUGUUGUGUCGACCACCACGACCACCACCUCGACCACCACCACCACCGACAACGACGAGACCUCGUGUGUCUCAAGCGCGCCUGCUGCUGCCCCCGCGCCUGCUGUUCCCAUGCAGGACGCUAGCGCUGUCGUCGCGCCCGUCGUCGCUUCGUUUGCUGGCAGCUUGUCUGUCACUGAUGUCGCCAUGACCGGCGACAGUGCUGUCUCCACCGCUCGCCUCCCCCUCCCAGCGGCGAGUCACGAAGUCGAGAUGUCCGUGCCUGCGGGUGGCUCUUCGGAGUGGGACGUGGAGAUUGACGGCUCUGUCUGCGCCGAGUGGAUGCUUGAUGCCGAGGUUGCCUUUGGCGCCGACGUUGACGGCGGAAGCUCUGUCGGUGAUGUGGAGAUGGGCAGCAGCAGCGCCCCUGUUGCUUGCAACAGGCCUACGACCACUAGUCCCUCGUCUGCUGCCUCUUUCGGCUCUUCCACCGUCUCGUUCUCGUCCUCUGCCAGCUCGGCUUCUUCUCGUCUUUUCUCUUCCGUCGCGGCUUCGUCGAGUGUGUCGUCCUCCGCUUUCAGCGCCGGCUCGUCCACCUCUUCGUUCUCCCUCUCUCGCCCGGCGCAGGAGAAGAAGCCAGCUGGUAGUGACGCCACGGCGGUUUCUUCGACGUCUUCUGCCGUUCUGCCCGCCCCCCCUCCUGUCGCUCCGUCUGUUCUUGCAGGUGCAUUCCUGGAUGACCUGGCGAACGACAUCAGCCUCGGAGCUCCCACCAUUUCCGGCAACUUGUCGACGUUGGGAGCGGAUGCUUCGGCUGCCGGGAAGACGAAGACUGUUGAGAAUCCGGCCGCUACUGACGAGGCCAUGGAAGAGAGUUCUCCCGAGGAUCCCGACCUGCCCGAUUACGAGAGUCUGCAGGAGGAUGAUCUGCCCGACUACGAGAGCGUGCAGGGAGAUUUCCCGAUCGAGGCCGCCACCCUGACCGUCACCGACGAUGCUCCCGCCACCGACGAUGCUCCCGCCACCGUCACCGACGCCGACGCUGACGCUGUUGACGCUGACGCUGACGCUGACGACGACGACGACGAUCUUUCCGACGAUGACGAUGUCUCCGACGACGACGACGUCUCCGACGACGACGACAAUUCCGUUGACGAUGAUGGCGACGCCGUUGACAGCCCGCCCGCGCUCCCAGCCAGUUACUCCAUCCCGACGACGUCUUACGACUUCACGAUGUUCCGCCGCCUGGGUAGGCGCAUUCCGCACCCUGAGUGGUUGCCGGAGCUCGAGAAGAUGUGCGACUCGCUCGCCACGGGCUGGAAGUACGACCUCGCCGUUCGAGACAACUGGCAAGCCACGCAGGAUGCCGCGAACGAUGAAAGUCGCUCCGAACGCUCGUUUGACCAAGAGUGCAGGUACUUCGGUACUGCCGUCAUGGCUUUCGCGAAGAGGCUCGAGGGCGAGCAGCAGGAGAGGGAAGCCAGGGAGGCUACGGAUGCUCAGGAGUAG
This is a messenger RNA of Lasiodiplodia theobromae, 2178 nucleotides long. RefSeq lists its product as uncharacterized. The coding region runs from base 1 to 2178 and encodes 725 amino acids. The record is from RefSeq and is a predicted model, not a curated record. The transcript has a single exon. NCBI's taxonomy places the organism in Eukaryota, Fungi, Ascomycota, Dothideomycetes, Botryosphaeriales, Botryosphaeriaceae.